Molecule: messenger RNA, 5437 nt
Organism: Lytechinus pictus (painted urchin)
Lineage: Eukaryota; Metazoa; Echinodermata; Echinoidea; Temnopleuroida; Toxopneustidae
Product: ski oncogene-like
Exons: 1
Coding region: 368-1387 (339 amino acids)
Biological process (GO): negative regulation of BMP signaling pathway
Cellular component (GO): nucleus
Molecular function (GO): DNA-binding transcription factor activity, RNA polymerase II-specific; RNA polymerase II cis-regulatory region sequence-specific DNA binding; SMAD binding
Source: RefSeq, a predicted model, not a curated record
CGAGACGGCUGCGAACGAUUUUGUAUACACAAGUCUUGUCUGUGUGUAUAUGUGUUGUCUGCGAGUGAGACACACUCGUGGAUAUACACGCGGUCUACAUAGGCAGAGCAGAGACAGUUUGUGUAUAUGGCAUGUGCAUUAUGAAUGCACGCGCGAGGCCGCAGCACAUACAAUAAUGCAAUCGAAAUCGAGUUGGAGUCGAGUCUACACGUUUUUCCCACUCGUCAGAUAUUCUUCACGAUCGAAUUGAGCAACACUGCUAAGCCUAAGAAAAACACGAACUUUAUUCUACUCUUUGCUUCAAGCGCUGAGUAGAGAAAAACCUUAAAAUAAGAAAGGCAAUUUCUUGCCCAUUUUUCACCAGAGGAUGGAGGAUCCUCAAGUCCAAGGAUACAAUUCAAGUCUUGAAAAGGUUCUGAAAAGUUAUCAGACUGUCGCGAUGUCAAGUUUGGGAGGACCGAGCAGCUAUCGUCCGAGUUGGGCAGAGGCGGCCGUAAGUUUGGCUGGUAAACAACUCGUUGAUCCGAUCUUGAAGGAAGCCGUAGUCCGUGUGUCGGCUAGCAAGGCGGCCGCCUUGGAACAAGCACAUGUACAUCGCAGUAUGGCCAGUGCUCCUCCUGCUGCUGCUGUCAAGGUGGAAUACGACCCUUUGCUUCACCCACCACCAUUUCCGAUACAACAAAUGCCUGUGUUCACCCCGAUUGAUCAGACCAAAAGCGAGAAAGGAGCCACCAUUUUGGAAGAUGAGGCCAUCUCAUGCUUUGCUGUUGGUGGUGAAAAGCGCCUCUGCCUGCCACAGAUUCUGAACAGUGUCCUCCGGGAUUUUAGCCUGCAGCAGAUCAAUGCUGUUUGUGAUGAAUUGCACAUCUACUGUUCCCGAUGUAGCCCUGAACAGCUCGAAAUAUUAAAGGUUACAGGGAUCUUGCCCUUCAGUGCUCCUUCUUGUGGACUGAUAACUAAGACCGAUGCUGAGCGCCUGUGCAAUGCGCUUCUGCACGGGAUCAUGGACACCCGCUCUCCAAAGUCCAUGGGACACAUGAAUCACGACGAAAAGCCCAAACAUCCGACCGAAAACAGCAUGAAAGUCUACCAUGAAUGUUUCGGGAAGUGCAAGGGUCUCCUCACGCCGGAACUUUAUGAAACGGCCAACAGCUCGUGCAUUGAAUGCCUCGAAUGCAGUGCCAUGCUUACACCUCAGAAAUUCAUAGUUCAUGGACAUAAGCGAAGAGAAACACGCACUUGUCAUUGGGGUUUUGACUCGGACAACUGGAGGAAUUACCUGCUCUUGGCCAGGGAUCAGAUUCCUGAGGAUAAAUACAAGGAGGCAUUAGAGAAUGUGAAGGCGAAGUUCGACCCCACCUGCAAAUACAAGAGGAAACAGGUAUAAAGUGUAGACUUGAUCUAGAUGAGAUAUAGUCUCGAUUUGGAGUCUAAAUCUAAUCUUCAGUAUCUUGUAGAGUAUGAAUUGGUAUAGAGAGGGAAACAUAUCUCCCAUUACUAAUAUUAUAUUUACAGUUGAUUGAUUAUAGUCACUACAUGUAGAAUUCAAAGAAUUCUUGUCUAAAUGAAAUAAUGAAACAAACGAUCCCAUUUUAAAAUUAAAUUAUAUUCUUAGUGAUGUUUGGGCGUUGGGGGGAAUGGAAAUGUUUGAAUGAAGUCAAACACACAUGUAUUCUACUCCUAUAUUGAAGCCUCGAAGGCUGGUGUGGUUUUCUCGAUCUAAUUGAUUCAUUGAAAUACAGUGGAACUAGAAGUGAAAUUGAGAUGGAAGGGCUAUUUCAUAGGUGUACAUGUACAACGUGCAAAUCAACCUUUAAUAGUGUAUUAUUAUGAAAGCCAAAUGAGAGAGACUUGGAUUGAGAGAAAGAGAAGGGAGGGGGGGGGGGGGCGUGAUGAGGGAAGUACUAUCUUCUGAAGAUGUAGAAGUACCUACAAUGUACUAUUCUUUUAUGGCAGUUUUUAUUCAAUUUGUGACUAGACCUACAUGUACAUGUCAUUGUUUGUUAACUUUGUUGCAUGCAAACAGUGAUAUUAAUUGUCCUGAUGUUUGUUCUGCCUUAAUAUAAUAUUGGUAAGCAAGCAAUUCAAUCUUUCAGUUUCAGUUUUCACAUUGCAUUUGUUGGAAUAUCAUUCUGCACUCUGCAGGAUUAAUUUUAUGUUUUGACUCUAUUUGGCACAACUUUUCGCUUAUAAAAAUGCAUAUGAAAUAUAAGAAUUUCUUUUUUGAACAUCUGCAAUUUUAAACAGUAGAAUUCUCAGGAUUUAAAAUGCAAGCAGUGUUAGUGAUCAAGACUAUUCCCUCUCCACUUAUCCCACCCCUCCAGUAGUGCCUCUGAUUAUGUGAGAGUGUGUGCUGCUGACAGUCUUGUUCAUUCAUUAUGUGCCAAAAAUAACCCUCCCUUCCUAAAGCCUCAGAUCCUCUAAAUUGAAUGUAUGUCACACAUUUAGGCAAGUCUGUCGGAAGCCUUGCUCACAUGGUGUAGGAAAGAAUGUGUAUUAGCCUAGUUUGUAGUUGUACCACGUAUCUACAUCUAUGUGUUCUAGUAUGGUGCCACUACUGGAGGGGGGGGGGUGCAUGAUCUACAGAUAUGAGAGAGAAAUGUAAACAUCCCUACAGUAUGUGCAGGACUGUACCCCUUCUCAUGCUGUUGAAUCUCGUCUCCCCCUCUGUUUUGUGUUCUAAGAUUGUCUGAAAAUCCAUACUAUCAACCACUAUGGUUGUUUUCAAGGAUGAGUGGAAUUUGACAAAAGGAGGACAACACAAGAAUGUCUUUUAAUAGUAGACAGUGUGAAUGGGAUAUUGAAAAUGUUGGUCUGCUUCCCAUUGAAGCCAGUUUCUUUUGUAUUUAUUGUAAAUACUGGUGCCAUACUGCCAUUGCUCUAUUUCAUCAGAUUAUUAUUUAAAAAAUUGUACUGCCAUGCCUACAUGUUUAGUCUGUAUCUUCGGUUUCAUUGUGAAUCAUUUCUGUAGCUUCUUGUCAUGAAGGCUUUAUGGAGAAGGUGCACAUAAUGAUUCUUCGAUCAUGCAUUAUGAUUAGUAGGGUAACUGUGGACUAGUCAACCUUCAACGGAAGUGUUCAUCUUCCUGUUUCCAUCGGGCUAGCCUUUUAACUGCAAUCCUUUGCCCUUUUCCCUGUCAGCCUGUCACAGACUUGGAGAUAAACAAAGACAGAAGCUAAUUCUUACAGGCUAGUUUCCCUAAUUAUCUAAGGCUAUUCCCAGUUUUAGGGGGCCAAAUGUGUCAACCUUAGUAGAGAGGAUCAGAGAUUAAAAAGAAGUUGCAGAGGAAAGAGAGGGGGCUGUCAGAGUGUUGAAACGGUAGCUUAUAUUCCGAGUUGAAGAGGAGGAAAUGAUAUCAUUGUACCCUGAUCGUACACAGAAGGUUCUGUUGAGGGAUGGGGGUCGGUAUCUCUAGGCGGGUUCAUACCCAACAUAUAUCUGUUUUUUAAUUACAACACAUUUUUCAGGCCUCAAAAUACCUUAUUAUUUAUUUUUGUACACGACACCCGACUUCUUACCUGACCUGGCUUCUCUAAGUAUGAAAUAAUACAUGUAAAUCCAUGUUUGCUGUUAAACUACAAUUUACAUGUAUAGUUCAGCAAAUGAUACCAAUUGAGUUGUGAAAACAUCUUGUGCAUCAAAGCAUUUUAAUUUCAUGUAUUUGUACUAAGCAGUAGAUCAUGCACAGGGAGAAAACGGUGCGUACUUGUUGUCAUGUUAGACCCACUAGCGUACCUACGGGGGGGGGGGGGGCAGAGGGGGCAGACUGCCCCCAUGACGAGUCACAACCCAUGCAAGGGACAUAUCCCUGCCCCCCCCCCCCCUGACGAAUCUUGAAGACUUUUUUUUUUUUUUUUUUUUUUGCUUGUCAAAUAUUUUUCUGGUACGAAAUCCUUUAUUAAGUGGUUGAAAACCUUUUUUUUUAAUUUAUUUUUUUGCUUGUCAAAUUUUUUCUGUUACGAAAUCCUUUAUUUGUGGUUGAAGACCUUUUUUUUUUUUUGCUUGUCAAAUUUUUUGGCGGACGAAUUUGCCCCCCCUGUGGAAAAUCCUAGGUACGCCACUGGUUAGAUCUCUACCGUACUGUGUUUACUGGCAGUUUGUAUGGGUGGGACUGAAGUACCUAUACUCCAUGUUGAGAGCAGAUCAAAGGUCAACAUGCUGAUUUUGAAUACAAUGCUAGUGUCAUGUUCUACAAGUUUUAGUUUCUGUCACAAAUCUCACAAAUAUAGCGAUUUGAAAAUGCCUUGUGCUUUCCUUUUUGUUACUAUUUCACUUUGAGUUUGUUCCCCUUUAUUUGAUUCUAUUAGAACAGUGAAUUGUUUUGUUUAAUGAUGAAUUUAAAGUAACCUCUUGUUUUUUUUUAAAAUCUGAAACAGCAUGAAAUGUGUCACACUAUAUAGCCAGGCCUACAUAGUACUGUACUUGUAAAUAUGUUGUCCCUAGCCUAGAUGCACAUCUCAAACUUCUUUUAAAAGAUCCAACAUGUAGGGAUUUGAAGAAAUGUUCAGCUUGAUAGAGGCUAGAGUGAAAUUCUUCAAUGUCGACUACAUUCAUAGUACCAGGGUGAUCAUAUGAAUUCUGUCAUUUCUGUGCAUUUAGUUGCCACCAUUUAUAAAUUUCAAAUGUACUAUAAUGUAUGUAUAGACUAUAUGCAUACAAUGUACAGUACAUGUAACUUCAUUUGAACUUAUCCUGAUUUCAUACAGUGUAUGCAGUCAGGGUGAACUAAAGUUCAUCAUUUUAUGGUCUAAAAAAAAACACUGGUUCAUAUUUUCCCUUUUUUUUGCAUUAAUAUAGGCAUGCAACCUAUAUCUUUGCAGUACUCAAAAGGUAUCAUCUUUGUUAUUGUCUGUAGAAAUAGAACUUUAUCUUUAUACUGGUAAAAUCAUAUUUUACUGGUUAUGAAGAGAAGUAUCGGCUAAAGGUUCAUUCAAUGGUCAGAGUCAGACCCCCCAAAACAACAAAAAAAUUGCACACAGAUUGACUGACUUCCUUGCUUCCCCCUUUAAAACAAAUGCCACUGGUUAUGAAUAUUGAUUCCCCCCAUUCAUCAUCAUCAUUUAAAUUCUAUUAUUAUUCUUGAAGUGGAGCGGAUAAAAAAACCUUACCUCAAAGGUAACAUGUGUGAUGGGUUACAUGAGAUUUUAUUUAGAAAAUUACCAAUGAACCUCGUAUUACAUGAAAAGUGUUUAAUUUCAAGGUGAACCCAUGCACUGAUAUUCUGUGGGUUUUACAACAAGCAAUUACAUAGAGUGCUUAAUCCCAGGAUUUUGUUUUGUGGUUGACAUAUUACAGCACCAGUAAAAGCUAAUUACUUUCAUGGUCAAUGCUUGGUCAAAGAUUUGCUUUGAUGCCAAACCUAUGAUGACACUACACAUGCUUGUUGGUUUUGAUGUAAGUAAAGGUCAUUGGGCUAAAGUAUGCAGAAUAUAUUAUU